AUGAGAGCUCGAUCCAAGACGAACAAAGUCAUUGACAUUGCACUUUCAGAGGAAAAGUUUUACUUUCCUGGGGAGACCAUCAAAGGCUCUGUCAUAGUGAAACCAAAAAGCUCCAUCAAGGCAAACCCUAUUAUUGUUAAAUUUUCAGGUGCCAUUUUCAUAUCAGUCAAAGACAAAGAAGUGAUCCCACUAUUUCAAACCAGUAAAUCACUACCAAUUAAUGACGGAAAAUCCAAAGUAUUGGAAGCAAAGACGUAUAGCUUUCCCUUUGAAUUCGUCGUGCCUGAUAAUUUACCCAGUGCCAUGGAUUUUGGAAAGAACAAGAUUGCAAAGAUUUACUACAAAUUAACAGCCAUUUUGGAUCGACCCAUGAUGCCGGAAAGCCUCUGUCCAAAGAUUGAAUAUCCUGUGCUUGUGCUGGAGUAUGUGGAUGUCACAAAGGAUAACUUUACCAGACCACUUGAAAAGCAAAAGCAAGUGGUAACAUCGCAGAUCAAAUGCCAUACCAAGCUAAGUGUACCGAGAACAGGUUUUACAAGAGGAGAGACGAUUCCUGUGAACAUUGUUGUGAAUACAUUUCAGACGUUUGUGAAAAAGGAAGCAUUGGUAGUCGAUUUGGUGCGUAAAGUCAAGAUAUCCACAGCAAAAAAUACACUGGAUGAAGAACAUAUUCUCAAAUCAAACAAAUUUGAUUUGAACAUCAUUGGACCCUACAACUUUUCACAAUCCAUCACCAGUCAGUUGUUAAUCAGACCCACGCCACCAACGAUUCGAUACAAGGAUAAAGUGAUGCGUAUUCAUUACAAGAUUCGCGCACAGGUGUUCACAGACCAAAAGAAAACACCCACUUGCGUGAUAGAAUUACCGUUGGUUAUUGGUACAUGGCCUCGUGCUGAUGUGCCCAUUGAUGACGAUGACGAUGAAGACAUAAUACAAAAUAUGGGUGAAAUGAUGAUUAGCGAUGAGAUUGACGACGACGACGAGCAAUUAGGCGAGACGGAGGACGAUGCUUGGAUCAAGCAGCAAGAGGAAUUGGAGUUUAGGAGACACUCCACGUUCAACAACGCUGGUGCUACACAUGGUGGCCAAGUGAGAAGAUCAGGCUCAAACGGGUCACUUGGAUCCAUGUCGUCUUGGAUGUCUCAAUCCACCAUGGAUCGUCGUAUCUCUGCAGGCACAAGCCCAACCACUACAACGACAAUGACAUCUGCUACCAGCGGCAGCAGUAGUCAUCACAGCAUGAUACCCGUCGACAACCAUCAACGCAAUACCCUUCCUCCUGUUGGUGGAUUCAAAAUGUCUAAUGGCUACUUGAAUAGAUCGACAUCCACACCAGAUUUAUUGUCAAACCCUCCGCCUCCACCUCCUCAACAAAGUCGACCCAGAGUCAUUGAUCCCACCUUACGCUCCUCUUACUACGAGCCAGCAACGCCUCCACCUUCUUCAGAGAACACUGUGGGCCAUCGAUCCAGUAAAUCCAUGCACACGAUCCACCCUUCCUUUUUGAACUUUACAUCAUCGCAAUUACCUCCACCACAACAAGCGUCUCCCACGCAGCACCGCCGCUUAGCAUCGGAUGAAUUUUCUAGCUAUAAUUACAAUCAGGUUACUCAGAAUGAACCACAAGUACCUAAUCACACUCUAACGUUUUUAUCGUCUUCUGUGGUUACUCCAACAACGACGCCACCUCGAAUUGUUACACAACAGCAGCAUCAGCAGCCCUACGAGUCGAAUAAUGCAAGUUCACUGGAUGAAACUUCUGAAUCAGACUCUGAUUUUGAUGAAGACGACCUGUUUGCCAUUAUUGAAAAGAAAAAGAAAAAGGAAGAAAAGGAGCUGAGAAAGAGACAAAGGUCAAUUUACACAUUGACAGAGUAA
Molecule: messenger RNA, 1878 nt
Organism: Mucor velutinosus
Lineage: Eukaryota; Fungi; Mucoromycota; Mucoromycetes; Mucorales; Mucoraceae
Product: Dipeptidyl peptidase 4
Exons: 4
Coding region: 1-1878 (625 amino acids)
Biological process (GO): protein transport
Cellular component (GO): cytoplasm
Source: RefSeq, a predicted model, not a curated record